AUGAACAUUGGCUCAUCUGUAAGUAACAAUAAAACUCAUAAGGGCAAACCACGUAGAAAGAAAAAUACAAAUGUUGCAUGUAUCCACUGUUCCAGGUGUCAUCUCUCCUGUGAUUCAAAUAGACCAUGUAGAAGGUGUAUAGAUAAAGGCAUAUCGGAGACUUGUGUGGAUGCACCGAGAAAGAGACAUAAAUAUCUCUUGGGUGUACCAAACAAUAUUCUACCUGUUGCCAUGCAAAAUGAUUCUACUAUAAUCCCUUCUAAUAGGUCUCUGUUAAGUAUUAAAAAUCAGAGUGCUGAUGCUAAUGUUAAUGCUAAUAGUUCUUCUUCUAAUCCUUUAUCUCCAAUGUCGUCGUAUCCACAAUAUCAAUCGCAAAACGUCGCAGUGGAGAAACAGCAUUUCUAUAAACCACAACAUAUUAUACAUAAAUCUAAGUUUCUUUCAAAUGCUGCAGAUGUAGAAUAUUCAAUGCUAAGUAAUAUGAUUCAACAAGAUGGUUUGUUUAAUAAAAUUCCUGUAGAUAAUAUAUUAUAUCAUGAUCCUAUAGAUAAUAAUAAUAAUAAUAAUAAUAAUACUCCUACCCCUACUCCUACUCCUACCCCCAUUCCCAUUCCUACUAAUAAUAAGAAUUCUAUUAAUAAUAGUAGUAAUAGUACUAGCGUUUCUAUUUUGAAUAUAUUAUCACCAAGACCAAGUGAGGUAGCAUUAUUAAGUUCGGCUUAUCAACAACAAAUAUCGUCAAAUACUUCAACCACUAGCAAUAGCAGUCCUAUAAACGAAAAUGUAUCAAUAAAAAGAAGUCCAUACAAGACAGAUCCACAACAGACAGCGAAUGCUACAAUGAAUAUAAUUAAUGUUCCAACACAACAAUACCCUUCAGUAUUUCAGAAUGUAUAUUCGAUACUGUUAGGCCCACAUUCUGAUAGUAUUCUUAGCUCGAAGAUUAAUCUCUUUACACACCAUUUCCCAUUGAUCCCAGUUGAGUCGAACCCGCCAGGUAAUAAUUCACUAUCAUUUAAAAGGCUGAUCGCGUUGGAUCCAAGAUAUAAACAUUCGCAUUUACAAAAAAAUAACAAGAUCAAUCAAAUUUAUUUAAAUACCGAAACAACAACUUUCCCUGAAGUCGCUACUAAAUAUCUUAAUUCAAAUAUAAAAAACCGGUCACGUUUGUCCUUUGCUUUAGAAUGUAAUUCUCCAGAGAUAACAAACAUCAAAAAUAACCCCGAAUGGGAACAUUCGUUACGAUACUCGACCCCAAUGGAGAUCUAUACUAUGAUAAAUAAACCAUUUUCACAUACGGCUGGGUUCCAUCACUUGCUAAUGUAUUUAAGAAGUAGGUUUAAUAAAAAAGAUAUUAUAGAGAUAUGCCGGUCGAUGGCAGAAUUUAGACCAAUCUUUAUUGCGUGUUCAGUUACUUUGACAGAAGAAGACAUGAUAUUUAUGGAACAAUGCUACCAAAGGACAUUAUUGGAAUAUGCAAAAUUUCUCGAACAGAUCGGCACACCAACAUGUAUAUGGAGACGUAAUGGACAGAUAUCAUAUAUUAAUGAAGAAUUUGAGAUUUUGACAGGUUGGACAAGGGAGGAGUUAUUAAAUAAGAUGACGUUUAUAGUCGAGAUAUUAGAUGAUGAAAGUGUAAGGGAUUAUUUUAAAACUUUUUCCAGUGUCGCAUAUAAAGAUUUUAAAGGUUCAGAAUAUAUGAGAACCUGUAGAAUCUUGUCCCCAAUUAAAGGUAAUAUAAUUGAUUGUCGGUGUAUGUGGACUCUGAAAAGAGAUAUAUCUGGGUUACCGCUAAUGAUAUUAGGAAACUUUAUGCCAAUAUUAUAG
Molecule: messenger RNA, 1827 nt
Organism: Arxiozyma heterogenica
Lineage: Eukaryota; Fungi; Ascomycota; Saccharomycetes; Saccharomycetales; Saccharomycetaceae
Gene: ERT1
Product: Ert1p
Exons: 1
Coding region: 1-1827 (608 amino acids)
Biological process (GO): regulation of DNA-templated transcription; cellular response to starvation
Cellular component (GO): nucleus
Molecular function (GO): RNA polymerase II transcription regulatory region sequence-specific DNA binding; zinc ion binding; DNA-binding transcription factor activity, RNA polymerase II-specific
Source: RefSeq, a predicted model, not a curated record